AUGGCGAUGGAGAAGCAGGAUCAUCAAGUGGUUGCUGGCCAGCACCCGACACCCAUGAAAUUUUCCCGUUACCGUUCCGUGAGAAAAGCCGCGGCGAAACAGCCACCACCACCACCACCGCAAUCCUGCCCCCUGCCCCCGCCGCUGCCCAUCCCGCCUGUCGCUUCCGCACCGCCGUCGCAUCACCAGCCAGCACUCCCCAAUGGCUCCAGCAAUGGCUCCAGCUCCGUUCAGAGGAGCAUGUCGCGAUACCGUCGCAGAGCUCCCACUGCGCAAUCUGCCGAUGCCGAUGCACAACCUCCCGUCCCAGCCCCUCCCCCGGCGUAUAAAGCGCAAGUCGAGCCCAGUGCCAAUGGAGGUCCUGUUCACCCACACUUUCAGGACUCAGAGGGCGCCGAGAUGGUGCGAAUGCGAAACAAGCUGGCGAGCAAAUUGGCCGCGCGAGAGAAGCGGCACCAGGAAAAACCGGAGGAUGAUGAGGCGGAGCGCGAAAGACACCGACAGAAUGCGAUGGAUCGGCUGACCGGCGGCGAAGCGAAGUCAGUGUCUAUAACUCAUUCAAAACCUGCGUCGCGCGAUAGAUCAGCCGACAAAGUUGAGGAGUAUGCGGUUCGUCGUCCCCAUAAGGAAUCGGAGCAUCGGAAACCCCAGACUGGAUCCGCUUCGGCGAGUCGUCGCGCGAGCAUGGAACCGAGGCGCCAGUCGGUCAGUGAUGCAGCCAACCCAGCGCAUCGCAGAAGUGUGCACGGCGAUGCGUCAGCAGUCCCUGCGAUUGAUACCACGGUGCCUGCUCAGUUCCCAGGGAUUGAUGCGCCGGUAUCGGCUGUCAAUGCGCGCGAGCGGCGGGUGCUGGUUCAAUACCGCAAAUCAUCUGCGCGCAUCUGCAUCACUCCCUCCACAUCGGCUCAAGACAUUGUCGCGACUGCAUUGGAGCAGAUGGAUGCCGGGGUAGACCCAGAAAAAUUCAUCCUGAUGGAGUCGUUCGCGGAGCUGGGGCUGGAACGGCCAUUGCGCCGCUACGAAUACGUGCGGGAGGUGCUGAAUUCUUGGACCCACGACGAACAGAACACACUGAUUGUCGUCCCUGCAGCUAGUCUGGAUGCGCUAACCCUGCUCGAUGCGCGGAACGUAUCACUCGGUCCACCCGCGGAUGUGACCUACUACAUGUACUACUCGCAGCGGCCUCGCAAAUGGGAUAAACGCUACGUGACCCUCCGGUCCGACGGCCAAGUGACCGUCUCCAAGAAGGAGAAUGCCCAAGAUGCAACCAACGCUUGCCACCUUUCUGAUUUCGACAUCUACUCUCCUACCGCCAGCUACCUCGCGAACAAUGUCAAGCCGCCCAAAAAGUUCUGCCAGGCUGUCAAGAGCCAGCAAAAAUCCAACAUGUUCCUCUCGACGGAGAAUUUUGUCCAUUUCUUCUCGACCAACGACCGCGAGACUGCCGAUGGCUGGUACCGGGCCGUCCAAACCUGGCGCAGCUGGUAUCUGGUAACGAAGCUGGGGGCAGGCCAGCCGGCGGAAGCAGAAGCCAUGCAGCCGGAUGAGGCCCCAUUCAAGCCCUUGCUGAACCCCUUUGAGGAACCAGCCAACGAGGUGAAACCGCCGCAACCCGCGCUAGAACGCGCCAAAUCAACGAAGACCAAGGAGCUCUUCUCCCAUAAAAAGAGCACCCGCGAGCGCGGGCCUCCACCUACAUCGUUCCCCAAGCUUCUCACCGGCGAGUCCGACCUCGCUACAGGCUCAUCCUCGGAUGAAGCCCCCUUCUCAGCAUCCGGCCUUCUCGGCCGAACCUACACCAUGCGCCAACGCGCAUUGAAAGAGCGUGAGGAGCAAGAGAAACGAGACAACGAAGAACUCAUUAAACAAGGCCUGAUCGGCACCAUGGGCUCCCGCCACCCCAGCCGCACCAACACCAUGACCUCCAGUCACGGCCCAGACCCCAACCUCAUGCGACGCACGCAAUCCAUGAAAAACAAACCCCUCGUCGACCUAACCCCGGUCUACCAAGAGCCCCCACAACACAUCCGCAAAGGCCGCGGCAUUGCCGUGGAACCAGGACUGCCCCUAAUCGACGCCGCCACGGGGCCCGAAGCCCCAGGCGGAAUCCAAAUACCCUCCGCCACCACCUGGCGAAGACCGCAGGUGCCGCCUGAACCGCCCAUGCCGGAGGUCCGCACCCGCAAUCGGUCCAACACUGCCCGCAGUAUCAACAACCAACAGCGAUAUCAUCAUACCGCUCCGACCACGCCAACCGACGGGGAGAAUCUGCGCAGCCAAGACGGCCCGUUCAUCCCUAACAGUUUGUUGGCACGAUCCACACCACACCAAAAUAUCCAAGGGUCUCCGGUCGGCCAUGGCGUGGCAACGGGGGAUCGCAAUGCCGCGAAACCCAUGUUGGAUAUGUCGCCGGACAACCCGUUCGCAGAGGGGAGUUUGUUACGGGGGUUGUGA
Aspergillus tubingensis is the source of this 2454-nucleotide messenger RNA. RefSeq lists its product as uncharacterized. Lineage: Eukaryota; Fungi; Ascomycota; Eurotiomycetes; Eurotiales; Aspergillaceae. The coding region runs from base 1 to 2454 and encodes 817 amino acids. Gene Ontology annotation, biological process: signal transduction. The transcript has a single exon. The record is from RefSeq and is a predicted model, not a curated record.